AUGGGUAUUCGUGGGUUCACCCAAGCCAUACAACGAUAUGGAGUCUUCUCACCAUUAAGUGGUGAUACCGUCGUUAUUGACGGGCCAGCUCUCGUUCACCGCAUCUCUGAGGCAGUUUGCCGUCAACGGCCAUCUACAAGCGGAUUUGUCUGCCAUCCCCCAUAUUCCCUCCUUAGCCGUAUGGUAAUAGGCUGGCUUGACGAGUUGAAGAGCCAUAAUAUAAAUAUAAGGAAGAUAUAUUUUGAUGGAUACUUGCCCCCAAGCAAGUGGGAAGUGAGACGAGAGCGGCUCUUAAACCAAUCGCAGCGUAUGAAAGCAUUGGUGUCUUCUCAGCCAUUUGGGUCACCUACGACACCAGAAAACGCAUUUAAAGAUGUAAGAGCCAGUACAACCUUAACACUGCAAUUCCCUCGAUCUUCGUCUGAUUCAUUACCAAAACCUCCUUUUAUGGUCCCGGCGGUUCUCGAGGCUUUAAAGGCUACCAAAGACUGGGGUCCUUUGGUCGUAGUCGUCCCUGGAGAAGCUGAUAUAUUCUGUGCACAAGAUAUUCGCGAGAAUGGUGGCACUUUGCUGACAAACGACUCCGACUUACUCAUACAAGACCUUGGGCUUAAUGGGUGUGUAUCAUUCUUUUGGGAUGUCGUUCCAGUCGAUCCUACCUCGAAGGAAGCCGGUAUGGUAGCAAUGAAGAUAUCACUUCAUAAUAUCAAUGACCGGCUAGGCCUGACAAAUCUUGGCGGUCUGCCUCGCGUUGCCUUUGAAAAGCAAAAGGGCUGGAUGAGCUUCGACGCAGCCGUACAGAAAGUUCGGGACAGCCAUGAAGACACGCUACAUUCCCCGGAGUAUCAGGCUUUUGUGGACGAGCUUGAAGGAAAGGAAUAUAUACCAAUCCAUCAUCCAGUACUUGCUAUGCUCUCCGGCCUAGACCCAAGAAUAUCGGAAGUCGUCAUUCAAAUUUUACUUUUAGAGUCGACUGAAGAAAAAUCUACGGAAUUAGAUGAGAAGACAUUGCGAGGUCCAGAAACGCUUUCCAUUUUCCUUCCAAUCAUGGUUGAAAACCAUGAUAAGAGAAGCGCAUGGACAAGUAGCACAAACACUCGCCAAAUAGGGUACAGUAUUCUUCAGAGCUUAACACGUCAACGAUAUAGUAAAAUUAUCGAGUAUCGUACCUUAGAUCCAUCGACGUCAUUAACUGGGCGGCAAAUUGAGAUUCCUAGCCUUGAAGAGACGGUCGACAAUUGUACUCAACUUCUAACAGUCUUAGAUAAACUAGCAGAGGCCUUGCCAUCUUCAUUGCAGUGGUUGGCGUUUGCGGUAUACCAGGAUAUUGAAUGGUCCACGUCAGAGCAACGUUCCUCUCUCACAGCUGAACUUGUCAGCAAGAUAAUGAGCGGGUUUAAAUUUCUGGAGGAAUACUCGUGGGACUUGAUACAUUUCACAGCCCAAGUCCAAGCCUGCUUGUACUCGCUGAGAAUAACUAAACAGAUCUUAGAUGUCGUUGUCUUUAUGAGUCAAGAUCUCCCAGCGCCAGCGCGUCAAUUACACGACCGUCUCACACUACUUCCUCUUGUUGGAGAAUGGCCUACUAUUGAACACAUGUCUGAUCUACUGUCUAAGUUUGGUAACGCAGAGGGACUCCGAGUCAUCACAGACAUGCUCGGAAUCCCAAGUAUCGAAAUAGCAGAGCCUUCGGAGGAUUCUACAGUGUCGAAAAAAAGACAGAGGCAAGAUCCAGAGUUAUUACCGCGCAAAGGACGCCAAAGAGAUAUCAAAACAUCACCCUCUAUCAACCCUUAUGCCAUCCUCAGCCAAGAGAGCGAAGACUAA
Messenger RNA from Daldinia childiae, 1827 nucleotides. RefSeq lists its product as uncharacterized. The coding region runs from base 1 to 1827 and encodes 608 amino acids. Lineage: Eukaryota; Fungi; Ascomycota; Sordariomycetes; Xylariales; Hypoxylaceae. The record is from RefSeq and is a predicted model, not a curated record. The transcript has 2 exons.